CUCGAAACACCAGAGGAACAAUCCUGUCUUGUUCUUGUUUUGAUAGAUACGUGUACCGGUAGCAGUAGUACCUGUACGUGCAAGAAGCGUACGAUACGUGCGGCUGUGUUUUUUUUUUGAAAGGGACGAAGAACAAGCACAAUCUUCCAACUUCGCAACACCAGGCAAACCUUUGGAAAUCAAAGAAAGAAUAGCUGGAACUACGGAGGACCACAAGAAGAUCAAGAGUCUAAAACUGACCACAUCGCAUUGAGCUGAAUCGAUUCUGCAGCCUCAAAUCACUCGUUUCUCGAUCAGAUUUGAUUGGAAUAAAAACUCGCAUUACUUGUUUACCCCGUUUGUCUGUAUUCCCCAUUGCACGUGAUUGAUUCACUCUUCGGAAACAACCUCUCCGAUAAUCCCUGUUCCAUCCAAACCCGCAUCGAUCGUAUGUCAUCAUGUCAUCCACCGAUGAAAAUACGAAGGAAGAGCAAGUCCAGCCUUCUCCGGCAGUAGUCGAAGAAGACAACAACAGCAAUGGCAGUAGCAAUGCGGUUCCCACCAUUCGAAUGUCUCGAUCAUUCGACAAUUCCAGGUUCCCGAACGACGCACCCAGAGAGAACCAGAUCGAAUCGAUAGGAGCAGAAGAUGAAGCAACAGACGAUGCAGGGACAAUGGAAUUGUCGUAUUCAAAUUCAACCGACAAUCCAAGCAACGACGUGUUGCAAAUCAAUCGAAGCUUCUCCGAGGGCGAUUUGGAUGCUGCCUCCAAGAAGGAUCAUCCCAUCGAACCCAUGGGAAGACGGGCAUCUACAAUGACCGAUUUAGCUUCAAGCAUAUCCGCUGUUUCGCGGGUGUCGACGACCGUCGAAUCCGUKGCGUCCGGAGAAAUAAUCAUGCCAAAAGACGAGAGCAACAAGGACUUGGCAGUCCCUACCAGCACCGAUUUAGCUUCAAGCAUAUCCGCUGUUUCGCGGGUGUCGACGACCGUCGAAUCCGUKGCGUCCGGAGAAAUAAUCAUGCCAAAAGACGAGAGCAACAAGGACUUGGCAGUCCCUACCAGCAUCGACGGCGGCGGAAGCGGCGACGCUGACGACGAGCGUGAUUCCGAGGCGAUUUCUCCCGCAACCUCCCACGAGGACGAUAUCACCGCGACCGAUGCCCUCGACGAGGGCAUUAGCAGCUCCGACGAAGAGAGCGAUUCGGAGGUUUUUCUGGCCAAAGAAAUGGCGCUGGCGAUUGCCAAGAAUCCGAACAUGUCGCCCAACCAGCUCCGAGACUUGCAGCAACAGGUCCAGGAAAAGGUGGAACAGAUGCAGAAAGAUCGCGCCCAGGCCAAGCUCCAAAAGAAAUCCGGUGACAAUGGCAGCGGAAAAUCCUCGACAAAAAGCAACAAGAAAAAAUCCUCCUCUUUGGGCAGCGGCAGCAUGGCAUCUCUUGCGAGACGGGCUUCUUCCUCGGGCAAACUGGUAAAGGAAACCCUUAAGGAAACGAAGCAAACCAUAAAGGAUACCAAAGCAGCCAUCAUAGAAACCCAAGAAGGAAUGAAAGAAGGCGUAAAAGCAGGAGCUAAAGCAGGUGCCAAAGUCCUAAAAAAAGAAUUCAAGAAGGGAAUGAGCGCUAUGGGUCUCGGAACAACCUCCUCCAAGAAACAUGUCGUUGCGGCGCUGAACACAGAUGUUGGAGCUGGAGAAUCGGAAACUGCGAUUGCCUCGCCUAGAAGUUCCUUAGAGGAUGACCAAAAGAUCCGCUUGGCUGGAAUCAUCUGGAAGCGCCGGAGUGGAUUGGGGAAGUAUUCUAUGACGGCAUCCUGGGAACGGAGGCGGGUUGUCCUCAAGGGAAGCAAACUUAUCUAUUACAAAACUCUUCAGGAAACUAUGUCGAACAAUAGCGAUGCUGAGGACGAGGACAUGGGUGAUUUCUCCGAAUCGGAGGGAGAGAUCGAGACUGCACCCUCGAACGAUUUUGCACCCGCAAACUGGAUCCAUGGGAUCAACGCCUUUAUUGAUAAAGCUGGCGUCACGGUUCCAUGGGAAACACAUUCUUCCUCCAACGUUACUGCCAAACCUGGAGCCCGUGGAUAUAUGGAUUUGAAGAAAGAGAAGGCAUCGGCGGCAGCAUCGUAUGGGCAUACGGGAGCUCCCACCCCAUUUGCGCUGUCCAUCAAGGUUGCCUCAAUUACGAAGUAUAAGUUUUGCUUCGAUACACAGCAAGAACUGAUGACAUGGCUCACUUCCAUUACCGACGUGGUUGUAUCGGGAUCUGUGGACGACUACAACGCCGAAAUAUUGGAAGCUAACAACCCUUCCUCGCACGGGGGUGGAGAGACUACUCCCAUAGGAGAAGAUAGCAUCUCGAGCAGCACUUGGCAGGAACCCCCGAUCAGAAAUCGAUCAACGGACGAAGGAGAAAAACAGGGUGGCCACCAAUUGUGGACAACCGAGCAGUAUCUGGUCAAGAGCAUGAACUAUCCCGAUUCAGGUAUCGAGGAAAACGCAAACGUUGGCACUGGCGGUCGUGAUUCACAAGCUUUGGCGGCAAGUGCAGAAGACUAUUACGUCGACACGAGUGGAGGCCAGGAGAUUUGGGGAGUGCCCAUGGACUAUUUGAAACCAUUCUUUUAUCUGAUGAAUGCUGUUGUUUUGAUGGCUCGAUUCCAUGAAACGCUAACAGAUAAUAUGUUUUGGCAUAUCCUGGUGUUUUUCGACGUCCUGGCUGUCAUGGUUGUUGACAAGGCAAUGACUGGUGGGACAGUUCGGCUCAAGCCAGAACUCGAUGUUAAGACUACAAAGAAAGAGAAAGAGCUACCGGACGGCCUUCAGACAGCCGCAAGUGCUGAUGGCACGAUCACUUCUGCCGCCACGGACGAACUCUUUGUACCACCUGCAGGAAGCACCUCUAUCAGAAUCAACGACCCAAAGGAUCUCCCAUCCAUCGACGGGGUGAUCUUUGCUGGAUGGAGGCAAGUCGAUCCAGGCGAAAUACCUUUACGGGGUCACGCCUACAAAAGCGACAAAAAGAAGGUCCCCUGCCCGGGGGAUUUGUACGAAUGCAUCGAUCUGGAUGUGUUUGAAUCGAGAAAACGAUACCCGGACAUGGCUGGGCGGGUUGUUCUGCCCACUCCAACGUUCGAAAACGAUGAGGGUCCGAAGACAUGGAAUGCUCCAGACUUAUUUGUCAUUUCGGUUUCCCUCCCGACGGACCCUCCCAAGCUUUAUGGCGGAUCUGCCGACAACGGAGGAGGUUUCACCAUCACAAUGUAUUGCGCCAUGCGGCAGAAAACCCGAGACAUCCUUCGGAGGAUCACGGCCGAAKGCUACAAUCCGUCCGAUGAAGAAAAACCAGAUGAUCCGGACAAGAGCUGGGUCAAUGCUGCCCGAUUGCUGGACGAGUGGUGUCGACGAGCACCUUCGGACGACAGCUGGAUGGCUCGCUUCAAGGUCAUUCCCCAAGGAAACAACCUGGCCGAAAUCGGCCUGCCCGCAUGGAUAUCUAACUACAACGGAAAGCCAUUUUUGAUCAAGCGACCGGGAACUACCGGAUUCUUGUACAGGCACCCCGACAAGUCGUGCAUGGAAUUUGACGUAUCGCUGCAUCCAUUCCCCUAUUUGGCCAAACAGGCCAUUUGCUACAUGAAAGAUGGCUUUUUCAAUAAGAUUCUGGCGACCCUAGCCUUUUGCAUCGAGGGACGGUCUGAAGACGAGCUCCCAGAGUGCAUGAUUGGGCUAUAUCAGCUGGUAAGAUUCUGUAGUUGCCAUUUGCGUGUAGAACACGACUCGAGGGCAUUUUUUUGGACGAAGAAACCGAGCUUCUCACACUCUGUCAUCGUUCUGUUUUCUUUGAUCGCUAUCCGCUUUUAGUGCUACCCCGAUCCAAUUCACGCCAUCCAGGCCGAGGAUUUCUUUGCUGGGAAAAGCGCGAGAACGAAAUAAAUAGUUAUUGCCAAAGUCGUUUUCCAUAAUCAAACUCCAGUACGGUGAUAGCUAUUGAAAUAGAAAAUACUUUUCAUU
Pseudo-nitzschia multistriata is the source of this 3989-nucleotide messenger RNA. Lineage: Eukaryota; Bacillariophyta; Bacillariophyceae; Bacillariales; Bacillariaceae. The record is from the annotation of a GenBank genome assembly.